Microcebus murinus (gray mouse lemur) is the source of this 2337-nucleotide messenger RNA. NCBI's taxonomy places the organism in Eukaryota, Metazoa, Chordata, Mammalia, Primates, Cheirogaleidae. The record is from RefSeq and is a predicted model, not a curated record.
GGGGCCGGGCCUCGAGGGGCGCCAGACUGCGCGCCUUCGCUGGCUGACAGUCCUAUCCCGGAGCCAGGGGAGGCGCUGGGCUGUCCUGCCUGGGGGUGCUGGGGUUCCGCACCCUGGACAGCUUUCCCAAUGUUUGGAAUUGGGGGAAAGAAGGAAGUACUGUAUGUCCCACUUAACCCCUAGAACCUGGCAAGAUCCUGUCGAAGUCCGGCUUUAGAGUGUUGUGAAGGGAACUUUUCAUGGUGCAUGGAAGGAAAGCCAAUGCGCAGGUGUACCAACAUUCGACCAGGAGAGUCUGGAAUGGAUGUAACAAGCCGCUGCACCCUUGGAGACCCCAACAAACUGCCAGAAGGGGUUCCCCAACCUGCCCGCAUGCCCUAUAUCUCUGACAAGCACCCUCGACAAACCUUGGAAGUCAUUAACCUUCUGAGAAAGCACCGGGAGCUAUGUGAUGUAGUGCUAGUUGUGGGCGCUAAGAAGAUAUACGCCCAUCGAGUCAUUUUGUCAGCCUGUAGCCCCUACUUCCGAGCUAUGUUUACAGGAGAAUUGGCAGAAAGCCGUCAGACAGAAGUAGUGAUCCGAGACAUAGAUGAGAGGGCUAUGGAACUACUGAUUGACUUUGCAUAUACCUCCCAGAUAACUGUGGAGGAGGGCAAUGUUCAGACCCUUCUGCCAGCUGCUUGUCUCCUCCAGCUGGCAGAAAUACAGGAAGCCUGCUGUGAAUUCUUAAAGAGACAAUUAGAUCCUUCUAACUGCCUAGGCAUUCGGGCUUUUGCUGACACACAUUCAUGUCGCGAGUUGCUAAGGAUAGCAGACAAGUUCACUCAACAUAACUUCCAAGAGGUAAUGGAGAGUGAAGAGUUCAUGUUACUUCCAGCCAAUCAACUCAUUGAUAUAAUAUCUAGUGAUGAGCUAAACGUUCGCAGUGAAGAACAAGUGUUCAAUGCAGUGAUGGCUUGGGUCAAAUACAGUAUUCAAGAAAGACGUCCUCAGUUACCCCAGGUGCUGCAGCAUGUUCGUUUGCCUUUGCUUAGUCCCAAGUUCCUGGUGGGCACAGUAGGCUCUGAUCCCCUCAUCAAAAGUGAUGAAGAAUGCAGAGACUUGGUAGAUGAAGCUAAAAACUACCUCCUAUUGCCUCAAGAACGACCAUUAAUGCAAGGACCAAGAACAAGACCACGGAAACCUAUUCGAUGUGGAGAAGUACUCUUUGCAGUUGGUGGUUGGUGCAGUGGAGAUGCUAUUUCCAGUGUUGAACGAUAUGAUCCCCAGACCAAUGAAUGGCGAAUGGUAGCUUCAAUGAGCAAAAGGCGAUGUGGAGUUGGGGUCAGUGUUCUUGAUGACCUAUUAUAUGCAGUAGGAGGCCACGAUGGAUCCUCUUAUCUCAAUAGUGUUGAAAGAUAUGACCCCAAAACAAACCAGUGGAGCAGUGAUGUGGCCCCUACAAGCACCUGCAGGACAAGCGUUGGUGUGGCCGUACUUGGAGGCUUUCUCUAUGCUGUGGGUGGCCAGGAUGGUGUAUCUUGCCUCAACAUUGUUGAAAGGUAUGAUCCAAAGGAGAACAAGUGGACUCGGGUAGCUUCUAUGAGCACCAGAAGACUAGGCGUGGCUGUGGCUGUGUUAGGAGGGUUCUUAUAUGCCGUAGGUGGCUCUGAUGGGACAUCUCCACUCAACACAGUGGAGCGCUACAAUCCUCAGGAAAACAGAUGGCACACAAUAGCCCCUAUGGGGACCCGGAGGAAACACCUAGGCUGCGCAGUGUAUCAGGACAUGAUCUAUGCCGUAGGAGGUAGAGAUGACACUACCGAGCUGAGCAGUGCUGAGAGAUACAACCCUAGAACUAAUCAGUGGUCUCCGGUGGUGGCCAUGACAUCCCGCCGCAGUGGAGUUGGCCUGGCAGUGGUCAAUGGACAGCUCAUGGCAGUGGGAGGUUUUGAUGGCACAACAUACUUGAAGACCAUUGAAGUUUUUGAUCCUGAUGCCAAUACAUGGAGGUUGUAUGGCGGGAUGAAUUACCGUCGGUUAGGGGGUGGUGUAGGAGUUAUUAAAAUGACACAUUGUGAAUCCCAUAUAUGGUGAACAUGUAGAAGACAGUCUUGCGUAUGCUCCCUUGUAUUCUGGAAAGCUUAUGACUUUGGAGCUUUGUACAGCUUGAGAAGACAUUAGAACAAAUUUUAUUCUUUGCCGGUGCCUCAAUAUAUGGAGAUACAAAUCCAAUGAAAGUGCUUCACCUGCAAGAUGCCACCUUUGCACAAUAAUUUUCAACUCUGUGCAGAAGAAUAUUUAUUUUUGGUUUUAAUUUAUCAUGGGUUUUUGGUUUUUUUUUUAGGGGGGUGGUUU